CCACUCUCCACCUUCCCCUCCCCGUUCUCCUCCUUCCUCUCCUCCUCCCCCGGGCCCCCCCUCCGCAACCACUCGUCUGAAGCCGUCUUGAUCCAAUCGCGCAUCUUCUGGUUGCCGAAGUCCAUUUGCACACAGCAGACCCCCUCGCUCCUCGCGGCGAUGGCUGCCUUCCGUGCCCUGGCCCUCCUCGCCCUGGCCUCCGCCGGCUCCGCCCUGCAGGUCGAGGACGUGGGCGUGCAGCACAACCUGACCGUCUGCAACGCUUACGCGGAGAGCAAGCCCCUCAGCGUCUACACGGUGAACCAGAAGGCGAAGCUCACGGAGGAGCCGCUGCAUUACAAGGCCUGCAAGGAGAUCGUCCUCGAGCUGGCGGACAGCGAGCGCAUCGAUUCCUCUCCUAGGGGGCCUCAGCGUCGGCACGUUCCACGUCGGCAACCUCCCCUUCGCCCCCACGUCGCUGCUGCUGGUGCCGUACCGCAAGGGCAACAGCACCAUGGCGGCGACCUUCUACUCCCACGCGUUCUCCGUCGCGCAGGAGAGCGCGCAGGUCGCGGUGGUCGACGCCUACGACGGCAGCUCGCAGGGCGCCCUGAAGAUCGCGCAGGGCAACAAGAGGCGCGCCGAGGCGGUGCAACUGAAGCCCGGCACGGCCGUGACCCUUGCCGCGGGAGCCUACCAGGUCAGCCUGGACGACGCGAGCGGCAAGAGCGUGAAGACGGUCGCCCUGACGGCCGCCGAGGGCGGCAAGCACGUCAUCAUGCGCGUGGGCGGCAGCGAUGGCAUCCCCCAGGAGCUCGUGGUCUUCUCUGGCGAGUCCGCCGAGCGCAGCGGCGCCUCUCCCCGCACCGGCGCCGCCCUCCUCGGCGCGCUCGCGGCGGCCGUGGCGGCCGCCCUGCUCGCGUGAGGGCGCCCAGGGCCUCCGCAGCGGGGCCAGCCCGGCGCCGCGGGGCACGGGCGGGCCGGCAGCCGGCUGGCCCGCCCGGCCAGAUGCGGGAGGUCCGGGGAGUGGCAGGAGCGGCACCUUGUGGUUUCCCCAGCUGGCGGCGAUCAUUUUGUCUGGCGACGUCAAAAAGUGGGCAUUGGGCCAAACGUGGCAGAGAGAUUGGACCCACUUCGACCUCGAAUUUUCGCCCUCCCCUCCCC
Prorocentrum cordatum is the source of this 1143-nucleotide messenger RNA. NCBI's taxonomy places the organism in Eukaryota, Dinophyceae, Prorocentrales, Prorocentraceae. The record is from the annotation of a GenBank genome assembly.